AUAAUCUUGAAAAUGAAAUUAAAGAAUUUCUUCCAAAUCUUCUGGUUUGUCCUUGUAGGCUUUGUUGUUGUGUCUGCACAAGAAUGUGGGCGAACUGGUUCUUUUAUUCCCGGUGAUAGGUACGACACAAACCGGGGCCUUAUGCUCUCUUCACUUGCUUCCAACGUUUCAGCUAGAGGCGGCUUCUUCAACGGUUCAAUUGGCCAAGGCCCUGAUCGAGUUUAUGCUCUAGGGAUGUGCAUCCAAGGUGCUGAACCAGAGGUUUGCUCCAAAUGUAUUGAACAGGCGUCUAAUGAGGUAUUAGACAGGUGUCCCAACCAGACAGAAGGCCUCAACUGGCCGCAAGUACGGAUCUUAUGUAUGGUACGAUACUCCAAUAGUUCGUUUUUUGGAUCGCUCAAGGCAGAACCACAUUUUUAUAUCGCCAAUCAAGCCGAUAUCAUAUACAACUCAACAGGGUUUGAUCAAGUUUGGGAAGACUUAGCAAGUCGUAUGUUAGCCGGUGCUACUUCACCUUCAUCAAAAAGCAAGUACUACGCAGCUGAGAUAGCACACCUGACAUCUUUCCAGAUUAUAUAUGCAUUAAUGCAAUGCACUCCGGACUUAUCUUUGGAGGAUUGCACUAUCUGUUUAAGACAAAGUGUUGCUGACUAUGAAUCAUGCUGCCAUGGGAAACAAGGUGGCAUUGUUUACCGGGCCAGCUGUGUUUUCCGGUGGGAACUAUUUCCCUUCUCUGAAGCUUUUAGCGGUAUUACGUUGGAUCCUCCGCCUGAAGCCCCAACGUUCCUCACACCUCCAGCAGGAAACGUGACUAAUAAGAAAGGUAGCGAGACCGUCUCAAUAGGAAUGUUUAGGGCAAUUGUUAUUCCCACUGCCAUUAUUGUUAUUAUCUUGGUACUGCUUGCGCUAGGAUUUUUUAUAUAUAAGUGGAGAAAGCCAUACCAAGCAUUAGGUUCCCAAGGAUCAAGUACUGAGAUUACCGUUACACACUCAUUACAAUUCGAUUUCAAAGCGAUUGAAACUGCAACAAAUAAAUUUUCAGAGAGCAACUUAAUUGGCCAAGGUGGAUUCGGAGAUGUUUUCAAGGCUGUUCUUAACGGAAGGGAAGUUGCAGUUAAGAGGCUUUCAAAAACAUCAGGACAAGGUGCAAGAGAGUUCAAGAAUGAGGCUGUUCUCGUGGCAAAGCUUCAACACAGAAACCUGGUUAGGCUUAUUGGAUUUUGUGUUGACGGAGAAGAAAAGAUACUUGUCUAUGAGUUUGUGCCUAACAAAAGCCUUGAUUAUUUCCUUUUUGACCCUUCUUCAACACAGGGUCAGCUGAACUGGAAAACGCGAUAUAAUAUCAUCGGGGGAAUUGCUCGAGGAAUUCUGUAUCUUCAUCAAGACUCACGGCUCAGAAUUAUACACCGAGAUCUCAAAGCCAGCAACAUUCUCUUAAGUGCCAAUAUGAACCCCAAAAUUUCAGACUUUGGAUUAGCGACGAUUUUUGGAAUGGAGCAAACUCGAGGCAAUACCAACAGGAUUGCUGGCACUUACGCUUACAUGUCUCCGGAGUACGCGAUGCAUGGUCAAUUCUCCAUGAAAUCUGACAUAUACAGCUUUGGAGUCUUAGUUCUCGAGAUUAUAAGCGGAAAGAAAAACAGUGGCAUCUACCUGAUGGAUGAAACUAGUACGGCUGGAAACUUGGUCACUUAUGCAUGGAGGCUUUGGAUAAAGGGGUCACCAUUAGAGCUGGUGGAUCCAGCUAUUGGAAGGAACUAUCAGAGUAAUGAAGUCACUAGAUGCAUCCAUAUCGCACUCUUAUGUAUUCAAGAAAAUCCAGAUGACCGUCCUUUGUUAUCAAACAUCAUCUUGAUGCUCAGUAGUAACACAAGCACUCUACCGGCUCCUUGCUUACCGGGGUCUUUCCCACGAAGCAGGCAAGAACUGGUGCACGUAUCUGUGGGAUUAGAAUCAAAUGAAUCUACAGGAAGACCUACUCUUUAUUCUUUUAAUGACGUGUCAAUUACUGAUUUAGAGCCUCGUUGAAGAAUAUGGUUUGUGUAAAUUUGGACUGGAGCUUCUACUGUAGUUUCCGUGUUCUGUUACCUCUACUGUGUUAUUUUGUAUAACUAACUAAAUAUGUGUUCUGUUUUACUACACUUUUA
Molecule: messenger RNA, 2147 nt
Organism: Brassica oleracea var. oleracea
Lineage: Eukaryota; Viridiplantae; Streptophyta; Magnoliopsida; Brassicales; Brassicaceae
Product: cysteine-rich receptor-like protein kinase 14
Exons: 7
Coding region: 13-2028 (671 amino acids)
Biological process (GO): protein phosphorylation
Molecular function (GO): ATP binding; protein kinase activity
Source: RefSeq, a predicted model, not a curated record